CACGGCCAGUCCUCCCGCAGAUUGCAAGCCGCGUGGGCAGCAGUAUACGAGCUUGAUACCGCGAUCGAUCUUCCCUCGAUACCGGCUGGCCGUCUUUGCCCCUCUGUCUUCGUCCUCGCCGCGUUCUCCAAAGAGAAGAUCGGUAUCCCGGCGUCCGGAUGUUCGUUCUCCGAUGAUCAGGGAAUUCGCGACAAGAUCGUGAGAUCGGUUUCUCCUUUUUGCCGAUAAACGCGAAUCGCUCCGCGCACGCGAAUCAUCCGUUUGCAAUCCGCUCGCGGUAAUCGGUAUCGAUAAUGCGCGUACGAAGCACGAGGGGACGAUGGACCGUCCUCGCUGGUUUCGCCAUAGUUUGCGUGAUUAAUUUGCGAUUAGCUUUCUGCGAAGAGGAGUCGGAGAACGAAGGAAAAGCGCACUCGGAAGAGCUGCGACAGUACACGUGCUGUGCCCGGCAUGAGAAGAUAAUCGACGUCGGAUAUGGGAUAUCCGGGGAAAUUAUUCAGAUCGACGCUGGACUCUGCCGGAAAUUAUGCCCGCGACACGUGUCCGACGAUCCCGGAGAUGCGAGUCGACCUGCUGUGCAAAAAUGUUCAUCGGAUUCCCACUGUCGCGCGAGGGCCGCCAAGCUCGAGCGCGUGUCCACGUUGCAGGGUGUUCGCGUUAUCGAGACCAUAGACGCCUGCGAGUGCUCGUCGGAGUCGUCCUGCAGACGGGAACCCUACACUCAUCAUGUGCACUCCGGUACGCCGUAUCAGGCAGUCGUGGACGUCGGGGUUUGCAUCGGCCAUUGCAGCAAAGACCUGGGUUGCAAGCCAGUCCGGAAUAACACACUCAGCGUCAAGGGACCAAACGGUGACGAGAUCUAUCAAGUGGUUGAGAAAUGCGGCUGCGCUGGUCAUUGUCACCGGAUGGACCACAUGGAAACUGUGCUGGAUUAUAGCGAGGUGACGAUUGAAGAGGGCACGAACACGACCGACGUGAGGCCCGUGGUCCGACAAAUAAACGUCGGUCAAUGCGUCGGAACGUGCCCGAACGAAACGGAGACGUGUCUCCUGCGGGACAAGAGGGAGCCAUCCAGGUGUGUGGCUGGCCUGUAUUCGAAGCAGCACACUUGCACACCGGCCAGAUUCAAAGUGCACGAGUACAGAACCAGACGAGGAGCGAAGCGAGAAAUAAUUCAGAUCACUCAGUGUGCCUGUGUUUAGACUGAAAUUAAUACUUCGCUGCAAGUGAUCCUCCUGUUCGAGUCGAAUGGAAGACGAGAGAACGAGAAGCAAGAAUAGCAAGAUUGAAGGAGAAAGAAAGAGAGACGACACGUUUUGCGCGUACACUCAUGUUCCUAGGUACAUCAUGUACAAAUCCAUAUGGCUAAAUAAAUCAACGGUGUUUUCACGUGAA
Messenger RNA from Monomorium pharaonis (pharaoh ant), 1395 nucleotides. RefSeq lists its product as uncharacterized. The record is from RefSeq and is a predicted model, not a curated record. The transcript is spliced from 8 exons. Bases 294 to 1202 code for a protein of 302 amino acids. Lineage: Eukaryota; Metazoa; Arthropoda; Insecta; Hymenoptera; Formicidae.